Trichosurus vulpecula (common brushtail) is the source of this 4337-nucleotide messenger RNA. RefSeq names its product carboxypeptidase M (gene CPM). Gene Ontology annotation, molecular function: zinc ion binding; metallocarboxypeptidase activity. Gene Ontology annotation, biological process: proteolysis. The transcript has 9 exons. Lineage: Eukaryota; Metazoa; Chordata; Mammalia; Diprotodontia; Phalangeridae. The record is from RefSeq and is a predicted model, not a curated record. Bases 93 to 1439 code for a protein of 448 amino acids. Gene Ontology annotation, cellular component: cell surface.
CUCUCCUAGUCUCCGGGCUACAAGAGGUGUCCCGCAGCAGCUGCUGCUCCCGGGGCGGCAAGCGCCUGGACCAGGCAAUUUCAUCCUAGAACAUGGAUCUUCCUUUGUACCUGUUCGUGGGAUUCUUGGUGCCUUUGGUGGCGGCGCUGGACUUCAAAUAUCAUCACCAAGAAGAGAUGGAAGCUUUUCUGAAGGAUGUUGCCCAAACCCACGAUUCUAUAACUCAUUUACACAGUAUUGGGAAGUCGGUGGCAGGUAGAAACCUGUGGGUUCUUGUUGUGGGAAGAUUUCCAAGGGAACACAGAAUCGGGAUUCCAGAGUUCAAGUACAUUGCUAACAUGCAUGGAGAUGAGACUGUAGGACGGGAAUUACUCCUCCAUCUGAUAGACCACUUGGUUAAGAAUGAUGGGAAGGACCCUGAAAUCACCCGCCUGAUUAAUAACACUCGGAUACACAUCAUGCCUACUAUGAAUCCAGAUGGAUUUGAAUCUGUCGAAAUACCCGACUGUUAUUUCUCAAAUGGCAGGUUCAAUGAAAAUGAAUAUGAUCUGAACAGAAAUUUCCCUGAUGCUUUUGAAAAUAAUUCUGAGACAAUACAGCCUGAAACUCAAGCAAUAAGGAAUUGGCUGAAAUCUGAGACAUUCGUCCUCUCUGCUAACUUACAUGGUGGAGCCUUGGUGGCUAGUUACCCAUUUGAUAAUGGUGUCCCAGAGACUGGGACAAAACGUGGCCAUAGCAUAACCCCAGACAAUGAUGUGUUCGAGUAUCUUGCAUAUACCUACUCUUCAAAGAAUCCUGAAAUGAGCGUAGGAAACUUUUGCAAAAACAGUGUGAACUUCCGCAACGGUAUAACAAAUGGGUACAAGUGGUACCCACUAAAAGGUGGGAUGCAAGAUUACAACUACAUCUGGGCCCAGUGUUUUGAAAUUACUUUGGAGGUGUCAUGCUGUAAAUAUCCAUCAGCAGAAAAUCUCCCAGACUUCUGGAAUAAGAACCGAGAUUCACUAAUCAACUACAUGAAACAGGUUCAUCUAGGUAUCAAAGGUCAAGUUUUUGAUGUGAACAAAACUCCAAUACCAAAUGCAAUAGUGGAGGCUAAUGGCAGGAACCACAUAUGCCCCUUCAGAACCAACAGAUUUGGAGAAUACUAUCUUCUUCUUCUGCCUGGAUCCUAUACGAUAAAUGCUACGGUCCCUGGACAUACAACAAUCCUAAAGCAAGUGACCAUACCAGAGAACACGCAAAACUCCAGUGCGCUUAGGGUCGACUUUCAUUUCCCAUUCCAAAUGAAAUCAAAUUUUAAUGGGACGACCCGGGUUUCAUGUUCCGAGGUUCCUCUUUACAUGUAUUUUAGAAGUCAUUCUGAUAGAUUGAAGUCAUGUUUUAUCUCCUUAGUUUUAUUGACUUUUGUAUCUAUCUUUCACAUAAGUAAACCAUGAGAACUGCACUCCCCCCCAUUCCAGGAAGUGUAACGAACAAGCCAGGCCACCUCAAACCUUGCCCACUCUGUCUCAUCAGCUGCCUGAUCUCCAUGGAUUUUUCCCUAAGAUGGGGGCAUUUAAUUCCCACAUAGCUGGAUAUUCCUGAAUCACUCAAACUAGGUGGAAAAGCCUCAGUAAUAGUUUUAAGAUAGCUAUAAAAAUCAUGCCAGAAUCAUGCCCAUAAUGAUGCUGCUCAGAAAUUCCAAAAUGGAAAGUUGGUUACCUGUUAAGGUGGUUCACAGAACUCCAGAUCUUCCCUCAACUUUCACCAACAGAACCUGGCUCCAUUACAGCUAAGCAGGGUUUGGGGGAGACCAGAAUCAUCUCCUGGUCUAUUGAACCUGCUAAAUUAGGACUUGACCAUCUGUCAUCUGGACCAUCAAAAUGUAUUUUCACCUUGUCACUUGGGAGCUCUGACCUCUGAAUGACCUCUCAUUCUUCAACCAUUAGAAUAGGACUGCUUAACUUACGGUUGACAGACACCCAACAAGUGAAUGGAGAGAUUUCAGGAGGUCAGGAUGGAGGGAAGGAUUAAACAUUUUCACUGAACUCUAACUGAAAUUUAGCAUUUACUUCAAUUAAUAUUUUUUUAAAUAUAUUAUUCUGAGAUGAGGUCUAUAUGUUUCAUCUGACUACAAAAAUGGUCCAAAAUAAAAAAAUUAAAAACUCCUUUUUAAGAACAAUCAGCCUUAGCAGCCCAACCUUUGAGGAGCUUAAUUCUGCCCCUCUUCACCUCUAUUGGCACAUGAAUUCUUUGAGUAGGAUACUUGGGAAGAAAAAUUUUUAAUUUGGGAAGGCUGUGAGGGGAGGGUAAAUGGGUGGUUCCUAAGAGUUUCAAGAUUAUUAAUGGAGGUGAAUUAAGCCCAAAGGCUACCUUGGAGAAAGUAUACCUAUCAGAAAUGAAGGAAAAGAUGAAGAAGAAGGUACAUACUGUUAGCUGCUUCCACCACCUUCUUAAUUAGUACUGCUGCUAGGCUUGGAGUCAUCUUGGGAAACAUAAAAUUAAUGAGUACAAAGUUGUUCCUAUAAGGAGAAAAAUGGAACCCACUUUGCACAAUAAAUGAAAAUUCCCAAGUGAAUUCAAAAGAAUGAGACUGAAAUCAAUCAACAUUUAAGGUUGCCUGCAAGACCUUUGCCAAGUAGUGGAGGUUGGUAGUACAGAGAUACAAAGAUUUUUUUGUAGGGUUUAGAGAAAUCAAUGCUAGAAUUAUAGGUCAACAUUUAAAGUUACAUUGGCUGGCUGGACCGGAGUAAAAUACAGAAACAUGCUUUGGCAAGAUUACUAGUCACUACAUCAGGGUAAGGCCAGACAUUGUCUCACCGAGUUCAGAACAAUGGAUCAGUUUUUGGUUUUAUUUUAAUUUUGUUUUUAACGACAGGCCAGUCUUUUCUCCUUUUAGCCUUAAUGCUUCCAGCAGAUUCUUCCUCUGUCCUCCCAGUUUGGAACUACUUCUCCAGUCUGACAUGCUAAAAUUAUAGAGGUCAGGAAUUCUGGCAGAAGAUGGAGAGGUCAUAUGGAGGGUGUAGAUUGUAGAAAGAUACCCAGGGCAAACUGUCUAGGAAUCAAUGCCAUUAGCGGUGCUAUGAGGAAUGUGAUAGAUUCACCAAUGAAUUGACAAAGGGCCUACAGGACCGGAUGGAGCCAUGGGGGUAGGAUCUCAGGAGUACAAUACUACUAUGGGCCCCUACUCAGAAGCUGUGUAGGAUCCUGGAUCCUCUUAUGGAAACACGUCCUGAAGCAAUGCCUUCCCCCUUCUCUAGCAACCCCAUUAUAGAGUGUUCCUAUUUAAGUCAGUAAAUAAAUCUAAAAACAAUGGCUUUACUGAGCCAAACAUUAUAAUUGUUUUUGUUGCUACUGUUGUAUUAUUGGUGCUUUUAAAAUAGUAUGUUACCGUAAGUACCAUUACAAUUAACUUGAUUGUAAAGGAUAGCUAUGAAAUCUCUGUUCUAAUACUUCAAGCAAUACUCAAAAUACAACACAAUAUAAGUACCAAAAAAGUAUUGUUCUGAAUAUAGGUUUGUAUAAAACUUGGGUGUGGCCCAUAAGUGGUGGUGUUUUUCAUUGCACACCAGUGUAUUUUCAAAGAAAUCUCAUUUUCAGAGGUGUGGCUUGUGUGUUCGGAUCAGUUAGUCAAUUUCCUUAGGGUUACCACCAUAAUGGAAUUUUAUCUACAUAAAAAAAAUGAAAAAAAUACCACCUACUUCUGGUAAGAAACUCAAUGCAGGAAGUGAAUUAAUUUCAAUUGUUCUUGUCUUACAGAAAAAUGUUCACAAGGCAUAGAGACCAUGUUGAGUCUGUUCGAGUGUGCCUUGAAACUGGUGGGUGCUUAAAAGUAUAGAAAAACCAACACAAAAAGGGGACCACGUAGAAAGGAACCAAAUGAUCUAAUCUCCUAAGAGAAGGGAUUUGCUUUCUCUAUAUAACUGUAUCACUACGUCACUACACUCUAAGUACAAAUUAGUCAUUAUGGUUCACCAGGAGAUGAGUGAUGAAGAUUCAAGUUUUGUCCAAAAGGGCUGAUUUUCCCCAGCUUUUCCUACUGCUGUUAGCACUUUAUUUAAGGGUACUAUAUGGUAGUUAGUCAGCAUGAAGGGACACCUGUUAAUGUCUCCAUUUUCCUCCCUUUUAUUUAAACCAAUAGGAUGGAAAUACAUGUAGCAAAAAUUCUUAAAGUUUCAUAUCUGUAUUUAUAAUAUAAUGUUAAGUGUCAAUGUACACAGUUUAUAAAGUAUUCUUAUAUGCUCUGGUUGAAUUAACUAAAUGUUUUGAUAUUUUGCGUUUUUACAUGUAUCUUGAAAGCACAUUGCAGAAGAAAGUCUUCAUGGUGAUUAAAUUGGUCUUGUAAUUACAUAAAA